AUGGGACGCGGUCGUGUGAAUGGAGACCCGGUCCGUUCACCCCCUCCGUGGCCCGGUCUCAGCCCGCCCCAAGCCGCCCGCCUCCCGGCUAUGAUGCUCCGCAUCUCCGGCCUCUCCGUCCGCCCGGAGCUCCGGGGCCUGGCGGCCUACGCCUCCGGGGCCAGAGCCCGGAAAAGAGGCCUGUCCGGCAGCCACCAGCAGCCCGCGGGGACCGGGCAGAGAACCGGGCAGAGGACCGGGCAGUGGCUCCGAAAGUGGCCGGGAUCCGGGCCUCUAACCCCGGCCUCUGAGCGGAAGAUAUGCCGCCGGAGGGUGGUCUUCGCCGGGGAGAGAACCCGGAUGUUCAGCUCGGAGCCUGGAGGAACUGGAGACCCACCGGGGGCCCCACCGGGGGCCCCACCGGGGGAACCACCGGGGGAACCGGACCGUCAGCCCCGCGUGUCCGUGGUGGGCAUCCCGGACCCGCUCACCUGGAUCCGGUGCAAAGUCAUAACAUAUCUGACUGAUCUUUACUUUGAGACAGACAUCAACUCGGUGGAGUUUGAUAGAGGAGUGAAGCAGUACCUGAAAGCAGCAGCAGCCGUGCCUAACGGACGUCACGCGUCGCGCGGUGCAUUGUGGGCGCAACAUGGGGUGAGUUGCGUAAAUGUCAGCAGACGCGGUCGUGUGAAUGGAGGUCCGGUCCGUUCACCCCCUCCGUGGCCCGGUCUCAGCCCGCCCCAAGCCGCCCGCAUCCCGGCUAUGAUGCUCCGCAUCUCCGGCCUCUCCGUCCGCCCGGAGCUCCGGGGCCUGGCGGCGUACGCCUCCGGGGCCAAAGCCCGGAAAAGAGGCCUGUCCGGCGGCCACCAGCAGCCCGCGGGGACCGGGCAGAGAACCGGGCAGAGGACCGGGCCGUGGCUCCGAAAGUGGCCGGGAUCCGGGCCUCUAAACCCGGCCUCUGAGCGGAAGCUAUGCCGCCGGAGGGUGGUCUUCGCCGGGGAGAGAACCCGGAUGUUCAGCUCGGAGCCUGGAGGAACCGGAGGCCCACCGGGGGCUCUACCGGGGGAACCACCGGGGGAACCGGACCGUCAGCCCCGCGUGUCCGUGGUGGGCAUCCCGGACCCGCUCACCUGGAUCCGGUGCAAAGUGAUAACAUAUCUGACUGAUCUUUACUUUGAGACAGACAUCAACUCGGUGGAGUUUGAUAGAGGAGUGAAGCAGCUCUGGGCCUCAGAGCUGCUGACCAAAGAGGUUUUUCUGUUAUCCGUUGGUCUGCCCAUCUGGCCUGAGUGCUUUCUCAUUACUCCCGGAGCAUUUACACACUAA
Messenger RNA from Menidia menidia (Atlantic silverside), 1305 nucleotides. NCBI's taxonomy places the organism in Eukaryota, Metazoa, Chordata, Actinopteri, Atheriniformes, Atherinopsidae. The record is from the annotation of a GenBank genome assembly.